UCUUCCGCCAGCCGUCCUUGUUUCCCUUCAUUAUUGCUUUCUCAAUAAUUCAAGUGAUGCAUAUUUCUCUAUCCAGCAUGAUUGCUUAUUCGUUUUGCCAUUUUCUCAUUAUUAUUGUUCUACUUGGUCUUGCAAUCUUCAUUCAGCUUGGAACUUCUCGCUCCAAGGUGGAAGUGCUUCCCGGCUUUGAAGGACCUCUUCCUUUCAAACUCGAAACUGGUUAUGUUGGAUUGGGAGAAAGUCACAAUGAUAUGCAAGUGUUCUAUUACUUUAUUAAGUCUGAGAAUGAUCCUGAAAAAGACCCUCUUAUGCUUUGGCUAUCUGGAGGACCUGGUUGCUCUUCAAUAUCCGGUCUUCUCUUUCAAUUUGGUCCACUUGCAUUCGACACUGAUCUUGAGGAGUAUGAUGAGACUGGGAGCUUGCCAAAUUUGAUCUUGAGGCCCCAAUCCUGGACCAAGGUAUGUAGCAUUAUUUUUGUAGAUUUGCCUUUUGGAACUGGCUUCUCAUAUGCAAAAAAUCUCACUGCUCAACGGAGUGACUGGAAAUUAGUUCACCAUACCCAUCAAUUUCUUAGGAAGUGGCUGAGUGAUCACCCAGAAUUUAUUUCAAAUGAAUUUUACAUGGGAGCUGAUUCAUAUUCUGGCAUUCCUGGCCCUGCUAUUGUUCUAGAAAUUUCAAAUGGAAAUGAAAUAGGUCUCCAACCACCCAUAAAUCUCCAGGGAUAUCUACUAGGGAACCCAAUAACAACAAGAAAAGAAAAGAAUCAUAAAAUCCCAUUUGCUCAUGGAAUGGGACUUAUUUCUGAUGAACUAUAUGCGUCACUGCAGAGAAAUUGUAGAGGUGAGUAUGUUGAUAUAGAUUCCAGAAAUGAGCUAUGUUCAAGAGAUAUCAACUACUUUGAGGAGUGCCUUUCAAAACUUAAUGUCGAACACAUUUUGAAACCUUGUUACAAAGAUGAUUUGCCUAAAGCACGUGAAGCUCAAUGGAGGAGAUCUCUGAUACAGGAGCCUCAACUCGUUCCUUGCAAACAUUAUGAAGAUUCUCUUUCCAAUCAAUGGCUUAAUUAUGAGAAUGUUCGCAAGUCACUAAAUAUUCGAGAGGGAACUAUAGGCAAAUGGGAACGUUGUUACAAAACUGAUUUUGAGAAUCAGAUUUCUAAUAGCUUUGAGUUUCAUGUAAAUCUCAGUGCAAAAGGCUAUCGUUCCUUAAUAUUCAGUGGGGAUCAUGAUGCACUUGUUCCUUUCAUAUCGACUCAAGCAUGGAUUAGGGCUUUAAACUACUCCAUUGUGGAAGAUUGGAGGCCAUGGCUUCAACAAGGACAAGUUGCUGGAUACACGAGGACAUACUCGAAUCGAAUGUCGUUUGCAACUGUGAAGGGUUCAGGUCAUAUAGCUACCCAGUAUAACCCAGAGGAAUGUUUCACCAUGUUCACUAGGUGGAUAGCUAAUGUACCUUUAUAGCUAUGUGAAUACCAUAAAUUGGGUUAUCAAUGUUAUGCUCAUUUGCUUAUAGUUUCUUUGAAUUGUACCAACGUUUAAAGAUUUGUAUACUAAAUAAGCAAUUUAGUGACAAAAUGUUGUUUGUACUAUAUCUUUAAAAUGUUUACUUUUAUCAUUUCUCUUAAUAUGAUAUCUUCAGAUGUUCUUCUA
Molecule: messenger RNA, 1649 nt
Organism: Cajanus cajan (pigeon pea)
Lineage: Eukaryota; Viridiplantae; Streptophyta; Magnoliopsida; Fabales; Fabaceae
Product: serine carboxypeptidase-like 11
Biological process (GO): secondary metabolic process; proteolysis
Molecular function (GO): serine-type carboxypeptidase activity; acyltransferase activity, transferring groups other than amino-acyl groups
Source: RefSeq, a predicted model, not a curated record